AUGACAACCCACUCCCCAUGUUACCUAUCCCUGCUGCUGGCGGCCUUAUUGGUUAGCAGCAGCCCAGUGUCUGCCUUUGGUGGGUUCUUUGGGCGAGCUCCCCCUGAGCAAGACCCCGUGGCAGCCACCAACAAUGUAGUAGUAUUUGGAGUGCAGGGGUCUACUGUCACCAUGCAAAUUCAACUAGACUACAAGAAUGCGGGUGGCAGCAGUGGCCAAGAUGAACUCCUCUUUGGAGGUGGCAGCAGCGGCGCAACCGGAAACGAUGGCAUCUUGUUCCGACAGGGCAACCCUACUGAAGAGGCGGAAGACGAGAAGGAAGAGGUCUUUGCUUGGAUUCUCCCUUUACCAGCGGCACCGUUGCGUGUCGAAACGGGCAGCACUCUACUCAUGGACGCACUGCAGGAACAUACCCGACCCUCGUUUGUCUUGGAAAUCCAUAAUUAUACCCACCCCAGCGCCAACGCCGCCAACAACGACAUUUCGGCCAAAUCGGCUCGUCAAUUCCCGGGGAUGAACAUACCCGGCAGGCCUCCGUCCUUUUCCACCUUGGCUGAGGACACCACCUGCAGUCCAGAAGCGUUGGAGUUGAACUGUCCCAUUCAAGGUCCUACUCGUGGAUUUGGUGGAGAUCUGUUGGUGCUAGAACAGGGUACCGCGGGAGUGUUGGAUUAUGCCGUCCUGGACGGACAAGAUGCCUCCCAGGUUAUUCAGUGGUUGCAGGACAUGGAGUUUACCUUGCCAGAUGAUGCUGAUGAUUUCAGCGGACUAGAAGCUGCUUUGCAGAGCUAUAUCGAUCAGGGACACGUCUUUGUGGCCGUGCAGUUGCAAGCCGAUGAAGCACAGGGCUCCUUGCAGCCUCUCUUGGUCGAGUAUGAGCUACCCGCUACCGUUCCCGCGACACCCAAUCUGUACAGUAUUCCCCUUUCCAUCAGUCAUGCCAGCAGUGCCGACAUGGCCUUGCAAGUAUUCUUUUUGACCGAUGUUCCGCAAGGGCGAGUUGUCCCGGUCAAUUACCUCGAUGCUACCAUGGAUGAUGCCUAUGUCGAUUGGGUCGGAUGCUACCAUGCCCCCGGUGGCGAAUCGGCUUGCUAUCAGAAUGACUACCAUAUGCGUGUCCAUGCGGUAGUGGACGAAAUCCAGAACCACACUCUCGUCACGGAAUACGCCGGACCGGCAUCUGUCCUUAUGGACAAGGUCACGGUCGAUACCGACAACUUGGCCGACAUUGCACAAUCAGCGACAUGGUUGGACUUUGUCACCACUCUAGAACAGAGCAACGUCCCUCCCAAUGCUCGAUUGCAAGAAAUCUUGUUGGAGUACAUCCCACUCAAUAGUUUCCGCAUUGAACCACCCUUCCAAUGCGCCUCGUUGACGGCUGUCUACCAACCCAAUCCCGAGGCCGGACCCACCAUGGAAGACUGUUACGAAUUGUUCGAAGCUCCCGCCGGAUGGACGUGGGAUCCCAUCAACCUCGCGGCUGCCUUGACAGAUGAAAUCUUUCUUCCGGCGCAAGCCGCACAAGCAUGGGUGGAUCAGUUUGAGUGGAUGACGCGAUUCUUGGGAUACAUCCCCAGCAGCGACGAUGGCGAUGACAUCAAGGAACCCUACUUUACUAUUAGCACGGAAGGAAGCGCUGCCGCGUUGGUCGCACGUCACCACCGAGCCGAAGCCACACCCGUUUGUCCCGAAGGCAACGGUCGCAAUCCCAACAUUCUCGAGAUUGAACUCAUGCCGCGAGAAAAGGCUGAUGCCGCAAACGAUCGUCAAGUGUUUUGGCAGGCCGCUCGAUUGCAAUGCCCUACAUGGUUGAAAUCCACUCCUGGCGUCUUCUGGUCCAAGAACGAUGCCUUCCAAUUCACACAAGGGCAAGGACCUCUCCCAAGACCUUUCUCCUACGCUGAAUCGUUUGUGGCUCAUGGUAUAGGUGCUGCAAACGCAGGUAACUCUCACUUUGUCUCCAAGAACGAGGAGGAUGCCGACGGUGUCAUUUGGGAUCCAGUCGAUCUCGCUGCCGCUGUUGCCUUUGGUGAUACCAUGUUCGAGGAGUUGAUGCCUCCAGUCGGAUCUGUCUCCAGAACCAGGAGUGGCCCUGUGAAAGACCCUGACUUUGGCUUCCGUCGGGCUCUUGUCGGCAAACCCAUCAAGCAGCGAUCGUUGGAACAAGACAAGAUGGAAAUGAACGGGCGCUUGCGAGCACACAGUGCAGCAGCCGACACAAAUGUGAGGACAGUGGGAUCAUUGCUGGCGCUGCUCGCGUCCUCGGCACUCCUGGCCAUGGCAUGGAUAUGA
This is a messenger RNA of Seminavis robusta, 2292 nucleotides long. NCBI's taxonomy places the organism in Eukaryota, Bacillariophyta, Bacillariophyceae, Naviculales, Naviculaceae. The record is from the annotation of a GenBank genome assembly.